Messenger RNA from Paramisgurnus dabryanus, 6089 nucleotides. The record is from RefSeq and is a predicted model, not a curated record. NCBI's taxonomy places the organism in Eukaryota, Metazoa, Chordata, Actinopteri, Cypriniformes, Cobitidae.
UUGUACAUUUUUGCUGCUCUUUCCUAAGCAGUGAGGAGAUGCAGUCCAAACAGAACUACACUGAUUCCUCCUUCAAGACUAACAUCAGACAUCACAAGACUGAAUCAGACCUACAGACACCAACACUGCUGAAAGAGAUUGAAGACCUGCAUCAUGAUUUACAUGAACAAGUGUAUGAUGUUCUGCAGAGAGUCAAAGACCAACACAAAACCAUCACGAAGAACAAAUAUGAGAGUUUAUUUGAGGGAAUCAAACAACGAGAGAAUCAAACCCUCCUGAAGAGGAUUUACACACAACUGUACAUCAUAGAAGGAGAGAGUGAAGGUGUGAAUGAAGAACAUGAGGUUUUACACAUGGAGAAAAACACCAGAACACAACACUUACAAGACACAACAAUCUACUGCAAUGACAUCUUUAAACCCAUACCUGAACCAGAAUAUAAAACAGAGAAAAGAAGAGAGAGAAAAGACAAAAUAAAGAGUGUUCUUACUAAAGGCAUUGCUGGAAUUGGAAAAACCGUCUCUGUACAGAAAUUCAUUCUGGAUUGGGCAGAGGGAACGGCCAAUCAGGAUGUAGAUUUCAUGUUUGUGUUUCCGUUUCGAGAGCUGAACUUGAUUCAAGAUGAUCAGUACAGUCUUCACAAACUUCUGCUUGACUUUCAUCCUGAACUUCAAGAUCUGGACUCAAAGAUUUAUGAUGAGUGUAAAGUUGUGUUCAUCUUUGAUGGUCUGGAUGAAAACAGAAUGACACUGAUGUUUUCAGAUGCUGAGAAAGUUUCUGAGGUGACUGAGACUUCAUCGGUGCCUGUGUUGAUAUCAAACCUCAUAAAAGGAGAUCUGCUUCCCUCUGCUCUCAUCUGGAUCACCUCCAGACCAGCAGCAGCCAAUCAGAUCCCAUCUAAAUACAUCAACCGUCUGACAGAAAUCCAGGGAUUCACUGACGCUCAGAAGGAGGAAUAUUUCAGGAAGAGAAUCAGUGAUGAACAUCAAGCCAGCAGAAUCAUCUCACACGUCAGAAGAUCAAGAAGUCUCCACAUCAUGUGUCACAUACCAGUCCUCUGUUGGAUCUCAUCCACUGUGCUUCAAAACAUCCUGAAACAAGACAAUGAGAGAGCAGAAAUCCCUAAAACUCUGACUGAAAUGUACAUCCACUUCCUGCUGAUUCAGAUGAAUAUGAAGAAUGAGAAGUAUGAUGAGAGAGAUCCAGAGAAACUCCUGCAGUCCAACAGAGACGUGAUUGUCAAACUCUCUGAACUGGCUUUCAAACAGCUGAUGAAGGGUAAUGUGAUAUUUUAUGAGGAGGAGCUGAGAGAGUCUGGCAUAGACAUCACUGACGCCUCACUGUAUUCUGGGAUUUGUACUGAGAUCUUUAAGGAGGAAUCUGUGAUGCAUCAGAAGAAAAUCUACUGCUUCAUACAUCUCAGCUUUCAGGAGUUCCUGGCUGCAUUUUAUGUAUUUUACUACUAUGUAAGUACAGCUACAGAAGCACUGACCAUUUUUGCUGCCCUACAUGAUUUGCUAAAAGUAGCAGUAGAUAAAGCUCUUGUGAGUAAAACUGGACAUCUGGAUAUUUUCCUGCGAUUCCUGCUGGGCAUCUCACUGGAGUCCAAUCAGAGACUCUUAAAGGAUCUACUGACACACACGGUAGACACCUCAGAAACCAUCAGUGAAAUCACACAGUACAUUAAAGAUAAAGUCAAGCAUAAUGAAGAUCUCACAGCUGACAGAUCCAUCAAUCUGUUUCUAUGUCUUCUUGAAGUGAAUUAUCAGACUCUGUACAGAGAGAUUGAGGAGUUUGUGAGAUCAGACAAACACUCAGAGAAGAAACUCUCUGCUGCUCACUGUUCAGCAAUAGCCUACAUGCUUCAGAUGUCAGAGGAGGUGCUGGAUGAACUGAAUCUGAAGAAAUACAACACAACAGAGGAGGGAAGAAGACGACUCAUACCAGCUGUCAGCAACUGCACAAGAGCUAUACUUGCUGACUGUAAUCUCACUGCCAAGUCCUGUGAAAUUGUGGCUUCAUGUCUCCGAUCCCCAAAUUCACCUGUGAGAGAUCUGGAUGUGAGUAACAAUGAUCUGCAGGAUUCAGGAGUGAAGCUCAUCUCUGAUGCUCUCAAGAGUCCAGACUGUAAACUACACACACUGAGAUUAUCAGGUUGUAUGGUGACAGAUGAAGGUUGUUGUUAUUUGGCUUCAGCUCUGAGUUCAAACCCAUCAUCACACCUGAGAGAGCUGGAUCUGAGCUACAAUCACCCACAACACUCAGGACGCCAGAUGCUCUCUCAGAUUCUUGCUGAUACAAACUACAGACUGGAGUUACUUGAUCUGGACCACAAUGAACAAUUCAGAAUCACACCAGGGCUACGAAAAUAUGCCUGUGAUCUCACACUGGAUCCAAACACAGCAAACAAUCAUCUGGUUCUGUCUGAGGGAAACACGAAGGUCACACAUUUUAAAGAUCUUCAGUCAUAUCCUGAUCAUCCAGACAGAUUUGAUGAAGUUCCUCAGGUUCUGUGUAAAGAGAGUCUGACUGAACGCUGUUACUGGGAGUUUAUAAGGAGCGGUUGGGGUCAUGUAGCAGUGGGUUAUAAAGGAAUCAGCAGGAAAGGAAGAAGUGGCUGUUGGUUUGGACUCAAUGAAAGUUACUGGAAUCUUUACUACAAAAGCAACUCUAACAUUUACAGUUUCUGGCACAAUUCUAAGAAUAUAGACAUUGCUUCACCUGUCCCUUCUAAUAGAGUAGGAGUUUAUCUGGACUGGCCAGUGGGCACUCUGUCAUUUUACAGCGUCUCUGAUACACAAACACUCACACACAUACAUACAUUCAACACAACAUUCACACAACCUGUUUGUGUUGGAUUUAGACUUUAUAAAGAUUCCUCAGUGUCACUAGCCUCUUUUGCAAUGUCGGGCCAGUGAGAGCCAGGGCUUUAAAUGGGCCAGGUGGGGCCAAAACAUUCUGACUUCCACAUUCAAAGCCAAAAUCAAGACCUAUUUCUCCUGUCAGGCCAGUAGCACUACUUUAACAUUUGGGAAUUUUUUGUUUCAAAUCAGUACAUUAUAGCAUGUAUCCAAGUGGCCAAGGCUUUGUUACAUAAAGCCAAGUCUGUUCAUUUGACAUCUGACAGGUGGAUGUCCAUGAAUAUGGAUGCAUUUUCCAGUACUUGCUAUUACACCAGCAAUGAAUCCAACCCAGCCAACAGUGCUUGGUGGGGCCAAUGUAGGCCCCAUAUGGGCUUGCAAUAUGGGCCCCAAAUUGUUCUUGCACCCGGGUUCCAUGCUGGCCCCAUCUGACUUAGCUCACAUGAACCUUCUGUAGAAUCUAAAACCAAUGUGGACUAAACCAAAGUCAAGUAUGGGUGUGGUUGGGUUGAAGAAGUGAUGAAAUUAAUUAGUUAAGAGGUGUGUUCGACAUCGGCUGUGGCUGGAUGUAACCGAUCGGCGAGAUUAACCGCAUGCAGGCGGGGAGGAGCUGAAAACGGAGACGUGAAGUCGGACGCGCUGUGCUUCCCGUAGUUUGCAGCAUUUACGUCAGGCAUGGCUGAUCACGUGCCGUUUGCUUGCUUUAUCACAAUAAACAUGAUUUGUAAGAUGUAAACUACAUAAAAAGUGAAUUGUAUUGUUUUGAAUGUCCGUGUAUGAGCAUGAGUGGAACUGAAGAGGCUUACAGCAUCUGUUUUUACAGGAAUAAAGUUUAACAUAAGCAUAUAUUAUUUAAAUACCAAUGUAGUGGGGUCUACGUUUUUUCAUUUCUAUUUCCAUUUUAUUUUGAUGAAGAUGACAUAAUAUAACAUCGCGAGCAUUUGUGGAACUGAGGGCGUGAAAAUAAGCAUGAAAUACACGUGAUUGUUGUCCAGUGUUGGGAACGUUACUUUAAAAAAGUAAUUAGUUAUAGUUACUAAUUACUUCUCACAAAUAGUAACUGAGUUAGUAACUGCGUUACAUUAUUAUAAAAGUAAUUAAUUACCAGGAAAAGUAAUUACUGCGUUACUUAAAAAAAAAAAAUAUUUCAAAUAACUUGAAUGCCCCUUACAAAAUGAAAUAUGUUAAAUGACUAAAAUGGAUACUAAAGAGAAAUCAUUAAUUUUGUGGCAGCAUGUGACGAUGUGAGGUGCUUUAUUAGAUCAGAAUUACUUGCCACAGACGUGGAGAGACUUUUUCUUCAUGGGCAUAAGUUGCACAUUACACAAACAUUCUUGCCUUUCACCUCAACAAUGGAAAAGUAGUGCUUUAUACUUCGUGUUUGCGACCGCUACCUUUGAGCUUGUUGUACUUGCCAUCGCCCUGUCGCCGGUGUUUUCGGAGUGAUUGAUGCGCGAUGACCGGGCUGCAUGUCAGUGCUUUGAGAUGGGGCACAGUCAGCAGCAGCACCGCUGCUCGUUGAGAAGAGAAAACGACGCGUAUUUUCAUGUCAGUCUACAAAAGUCUCCAACCAUGCUAGAAAAGAUAGCUAGAUUUGUCCUAUAAAGUCGCUAAAGUGAUAGAAAGUUGCUAAAUCUAGCGACAAAGUGACCAAGUUGCUCAGACUUUUUAACACUGCUGCUCGCUCCUCGGACUUGGACUGCGCGUGUGGGCGGGCCUUUUUGUGAAAUCUGCCUCUGGUUGGCUACCGAUGGAAAUUAAGCCAAUCAUCAUCCGUUAUGUUUCUCACAACACACACAAGAGAAAAACAGUGUUUGGCUGAGAGAGUGAGCAUACGCGGCUGAAAAUCACUACAGUAUCAGUUUUAGUAAUGCGCAGCAUUUUAAUGUCAGUAACGAUAACGGCGUUAUAACGGGGGAAACAGUAAUUUAUUUGAUUACUCGUUACUGAAAAAAAUAACGCAGUUACUAACGCCAAUUACUUAUAACGCCGUUAUUCCCAUCACUGUUGUUGUCAUGUGGUGAAUCCGACCAAUGGUGAAACAGCUGUGUCGUCAUUACAGCCCGUGCAGCUCCUCUUCGCGAACUGCGCUGGCUAACUCAGGCGGCUGAUCUCGAAUCGCUCUCGCGGUACUUAAAAACCAUAUGACACAGUCACGUGCCUACAGCACCAGCUGAAGUCGGACAAAAAUACUAACCGGAAUGCACUGCUUCAAGUCAGCCACCGAUCGGUCUGCGCAGCGCCGCAUGAAGUCGAACACACCUAUUGACUUUGUAUUGCGAGAGGCCGCCUCCUUGUCAUUUCUGGCUUAUAACAAAAAACUGAAUGAUGCCUAAAAGCUGCUGUGUGACAAUACGUACAGCUAACAAGCCAAAGAACCCAGAAAUAAGUUUUUAUAAGCUGUCGAGCCGUAAAACCCAGCCUUUAAGGAGAAUAAAGUGGAUCGCCGACUACGUUUCCCCCUAGUGGACGCAGUUCUACUAAUAUGAGUGGGUGAUUCUCACGAAACCAUUGAAACACCACGGCACUAAUGAUUUUAGCUUUAAAAUGUGUAAUAUAGUAACAUUAAAAAGCAUCAGAAUUAACACAAUACUGUGUUCUACCUUGCACAAUGUGUGAUUUCAACAUUAGAAUUUAUAAUUGUAAAUUUAAUUUCAUUUUCUGCUGAAAUUCUCAUUACCGCAAUGUGUCCGGCUGUGUUUGAACAUGCGUUAUGUUGUAAUUUAAUCAAAUUAACACAAAAAUAUUAAGAAAAAAAAAUAAACGGAUGUUUUGCUAGACUACUUUAGAUGACAGAAAAAAUAUUUACUGAAUAUUCAUGUAUAAUAAUAAUGAAGAAAAAUUAGGAAAAUGAUGUGUCCAUGCCUGAUGUUCUCCGCAACACUUUUUGAGAACAGUUUAAGCACACAUACAGAAUUUUAAUAAAGUUUGAUUUUGAGUGACCAAGCACAUGGGCCAGUUACUUCAAGAUAGCUACCAGGUAAGAUCAUUUUUUACAGUUAAUUUGAAAUAUUGUCUUGUCAGAAUGCUUACACGACAUUUUGAUUAUCAUUACCGCAACAGAUGCUUAUUAAAUGUUAAUUUAAUUAAUAGACGCAUAAUACUUUGAUUUUAAAUGCAUGUGCAGAAUCUCCAAAUGUUGUUCUUUCAGGUUUGUCAUGUCAUUUUGAAAAUAUGUCAGUGUUGAUGUUUUCUGACUGUUGCGGUAAUGAGAUUUUUUAGGACUAU